AUGGGCGAAAGAGGUCAUCCUGGGCCUCCUGGACCUCCUGGUGAGCAAGGUUUACCUGGUCUGGCAGGCAAGGAAGGAUCUAAGGGAGAUCCUGGCCCUGCUGGUGUGCCUGGUAAAGAUGGACCACCAGGUUUAAGAGGAUUCACUGGAGAACGCGGUCUCCCAGGUCCAGUUGGUAGUCCUGGACUAAAAGGCAAUGAAGGCCCCCCGGGACCUCCUGGCCCUGCUGGAUCUCCAGGGGAAAGAGGAGCUGCAGGACCUGCCGGUCCAAUUGGUUUGCCAGGAAGACCCGGCCCACAAGGACCACCUGGACCAGCUGGUGAAAAGGGGGCUCCAGGAGAAAAAGGUCCCCAGGGGCCGGCUGGACGUGAUGGUAUCCAAGGUCCUGUUGGUCUCCCAGGCCCAGCUGGACCAGUUGGUCCUCCAGGAGAAGAUGGAGAUAAGGGUGAGAUUGGAGAGCCAGGACAGAAGGGAAACAGAGGUGACAAAGGGGAGCAGGGCCCACCUGGACCUGCAGGACCUCAGGGACCUAUUGGUCAGCCUGGUCCAUCAGGAGCAGAUGGAGAACCUGGACCCCGAGGACAGCAAGGCUUGUUCGGUCAGAAAGGUGACGAAGGUCCCAGGGGUUUCCCCGGACCACCAGGCCCAGUUGGGCUCCAGGGCUUGCCCGGACCUCCAGGUGAGAAGGGAGAGACAGGUGAUGUCGGUCAGAUGGGUCCACCAGGUCCACCUGGACCAAGAGGGCCCAAUGGUCCACCAGGAGCUGAUGGACCACAAGGUCCUCCAGGAGGAAUUGGAAAUCCCGGACCUGCUGGAGAGAAGGGUGACCCUGGAGAGUCUGGUGAGCCUGGUCUUCCUGGAGAGCUUGGACCACCAGGCCCAAAAGGUGAAAGAGGAGAAAAAGGAGAAGCAGGUCUUCAAGGAGCAGCUGGUCCACCUGGUCCAAAAGGACCUCCUGGGGAUGAUGGUCCUAAAGGUAGCCCUGGUCCAGUUGGAUUUCCUGGAGACCCUGGCCCCCCUGGUGAACCUGGUCCCGCAGGUCAGGAUGGACCCCCUGGUGACAAAGGAGAUGAUGGUGAAUCUGGACAGCCUGGAUCACCAGGACCUACUGGAGAACCAGGUCCAUCUGGCCCACCUGGGAAAAGGGGCCCACCUGGUCCAGCAGGUCCAGAAGGACGACAAGGAGAGAAGGGUGGCAAGGGCGAACCAGGCUUAGAAGGUCCUCCUGGCAAGACAGGUCCUAUUGGUCCUCAAGGCCCUCCUGGAAAACCUGGACCUGAGGGUUUAAGAGGUAUUCCUGGACCUGUGGGUGAGCAAGGUCUGCCAGGAUCAACUGGUGCUGAUGGCCCACCCGGUCCUAUGGGCCCACCUGGUUUGCCAGGAUUAAAGGGGGAUUCAGGUCCAAAAGGUGAAAAGGGUCAUCCUGGUUUGAUUGGUCUCAUUGGACCUACGGGAGAACAGGGUGAAAAGGGAGACCGUGGUCUACCAGGUCCUCAGGGUUCUCAAGGGUCGAAAGGAGAACAGGGUAUUUUUGGCCCAGCUGGGCCUGUAGGUCCUCCCGGUCCUCCAGGAUUGCCGGGUGGUCCUGGGCCAAAAGGUGCUAAAGGGUCAUCAGGUCCAACUGGUCCAAAGGGUGAGAUGGGUAUUCCCGGUCCCCCAGGCCCUCCGGGUCCCCCCCGGAGAGUUAUACAGCCACUUCCUGUACAGUCAUCAAAGAGAACCAAGCGAAAUAUUGAUGCCAGCCAAGUGGUGGAUGAAGCAAAUACAGACACAAAUUACAUGGACUAUGCAGAUGGCAUGGAGGAAAUCUUUGGCUCUCUAAACUCCCUAAAACUGGAAAUUGAACAAAUGAAACACCCAUUGGGCACUCAGGGUAAUCCUGCCAGAACCUGCAAAGACCUACAGCUUUGUCACCCUGACUUCCCCGAUGGUGAAUAUUGGAUUGAUCCUAACCAGGGCUGCUCCCGGGACUCAUUUAAGGUUUACUGCAAUUUUACGGCAGGCGGAGAAUCGUGCAUCUUUCCAGACAAGAAGUCUGAAGGAGCUAGACUUACCUCCUGGCCCAAAGAGAACCCGGGUUCCUGGUUCAGUGAAUUCAAGCGUGGUAAACUGCUGUCCUAUGUGGAUUCUGAUGGAAACCCAAUCGGCGUUGUACAGAUGACAUUCCUGAGGUUGCUCAGUGCUGCUGCCAGGCAGAACAUCACCUAUAGCUGCUACCAGUCUGUGGCUUGGCACGACGCCACCAUUGACAGCUAUGACAAAGCCAUCCGUUUCUUGGGAUCAAACGAUGAAGAGAUGUCUUAUGACAACAACCCUUACAUUAUAGCCAUCAUGGACGGCUGUGCAUCAAAGAAGGGCCACCAGAAAACCAUCCUGGAACUCAAUACCCCCAAGGUGGAGCAAGCUCCUAUAGUGGAUCUUAUGUUCAAUGACUUUGGAGACCCAACACAAAAAUUUGGCUUUGAAGUGGGACCAGUAUGUUUCCUAGGCUAA
Messenger RNA from Staurois parvus, 2493 nucleotides. The record is from the annotation of a GenBank genome assembly. Lineage: Eukaryota; Metazoa; Chordata; Amphibia; Anura; Ranidae.